Molecule: messenger RNA, 4536 nt
Organism: Lagopus muta (rock ptarmigan)
Lineage: Eukaryota; Metazoa; Chordata; Aves; Galliformes; Phasianidae
Gene: VCP
Product: valosin containing protein
Exons: 17
Coding region: 157-2577 (806 amino acids)
Biological process (GO): mitotic spindle disassembly; retrograde protein transport, ER to cytosol; autophagosome maturation
Cellular component (GO): nucleus; cytosol; VCP-NPL4-UFD1 AAA ATPase complex
Molecular function (GO): ATP binding; polyubiquitin modification-dependent protein binding; ATP hydrolysis activity
Source: RefSeq, a predicted model, not a curated record
UCCCCCUUCCGAUGAGUCGGCUCUGAGCUUCAGUCAGCGCGAAGCGCCCCGACCCGCGUCCUCCGCGAGCCCGCCCCGAGACCCGCGUCCGCCGCCGCCGCCCGCUCUGAGGAGCCGCCGUCGCGCGCUUCCCCUCGCCCCUUUCCCCUCAGCACCAUGGCCUCGGGAUCCGAUUCUAAAGCAGAUGACUUAUCGACUGCUAUUCUGAAGCAGAAGAACAGGCCCAAUCGGUUAAUUGUUGAUGAAGCCAUCAAUGAAGACAACAGUGUUGUAUCACUGUCCCAGGCAAAAAUGGAUGAAUUGCAGCUGUUCAGAGGAGACACUGUUCUCCUAAAAGGAAAGAAGAGGAGAGAAGCAGUCUGCAUUGUUCUGUCAGAUGAUACCUGCUCCGAUGAGAAGAUUCGCAUGAAUAGGGUUGUUCGCAACAACCUGAGAGUGCGCCUGGGUGAUGUGAUCAGCAUCCAGCCCUGCCCAGAUGUGAAGUAUGGCAAACGUAUCCACGUGCUGCCGAUCGAUGACACAGUAGAAGGAAUCACGGGGAAUCUCUUUGAGGUCUAUCUCAAACCAUACUUCCUGGAAGCAUACAGACCAAUCAGGAAAGGUGACAUUUUCUUGGUGCGUGGAGGGAUGCGUGCGGUGGAGUUCAAAGUGGUGGAGACAGAUCCAAGCCCCUACUGCAUAGUGGCUCCGGACACUGUGAUCCACUGUGAGGGAGAGCCCAUCAAACGAGAGGAUGAAGAAGAGUCAUUGAAUGAGGUGGGCUAUGAUGACAUUGGUGGCUGCCGGAAGCAGCUGGCUCAGAUCAAGGAGAUGGUGGAACUUCCCCUGCGACAUCCUGCUCUCUUCAAGGCCAUAGGGGUGAAGCCUCCACGGGGAAUCCUGCUAUAUGGUCCACCUGGCACUGGCAAAACACUGAUUGCCCGAGCAGUGGCCAAUGAAACUGGGGCUUUCUUCUUCCUGAUUAAUGGUCCUGAGAUCAUGAGCAAGCUGGCCGGUGAGUCUGAGAGCAACCUGAGGAAAGCCUUUGAAGAAGCUGAAAAGAAUGCACCUGCCAUCAUUUUCAUUGAUGAACUGGAUGCCAUUGCUCCGAAAAGAGAGAAGACGCAUGGAGAGGUGGAGCGUCGCAUAGUGUCCCAGCUGCUGACUCUUAUGGACGGGCUGAAACAGCGAGCACACGUGAUUGUUAUGGCAGCUACCAACAGACCUAACAGCAUUGACCCAGCACUCAGGCGAUUUGGUCGUUUUGACAGAGAGGUAGAUAUUGGUAUCCCAGAUGCAACUGGUCGCCUGGAGAUCCUGCAGAUCCACACGAAAAAUAUGAAACUGGCUGAUGAUGUGGAUCUGGAACAGGUGGCAAAUGAGACCCAUGGACAUGUUGGUGCUGAUUUGGCUGCUCUUUGCUCAGAAGCUGCUCUUCAGGCCAUCAGAAAAAAGAUGGAUCUCAUAGACCUGGAAGAUGAAACCAUUGAUGCUGAAGUUAUGAACUCGCUGGCUGUGACCAUGGAUGACUUCAGGUGGGCUCUGAGCCAGAGCAACCCUUCUGCUCUUCGGGAGACUGUGGUGGAGGUGCCACAGGUUACCUGGGAAGAUAUUGGUGGUCUAGAAGAUGUAAAGAGAGAACUCCAGGAGCUUGUACAGUAUCCUGUGGAGCACCCAGACAAGUUCCUCAAAUUUGGCAUGACUCCAUCAAAGGGCGUUCUGUUCUAUGGGCCACCUGGUUGUGGUAAAACACUUCUGGCCAAAGCCAUUGCCAAUGAAUGCCAGGCAAACUUCAUUUCCAUCAAGGGGCCGGAAUUGCUCACCAUGUGGUUUGGAGAGUCAGAAGCCAAUGUGCGCGAGAUCUUUGACAAGGCCCGCCAAGCAGCCCCUUGUGUGCUCUUCUUUGAUGAGCUGGACUCCAUUGCAAAGGCUCGAGGUGGGAAUAUUGGAGAUGGUGGUGGUGCUGCAGAUCGUGUCAUCAACCAGAUCCUGACAGAGAUGGAUGGCAUGUCCACCAAGAAGAACGUCUUCAUCAUCGGUGCUACCAACAGGCCAGACAUCAUUGACCCGGCUAUCUUGCGCCCUGGCCGCCUGGAUCAACUCAUCUACAUCCCCCUGCCUGACGAGAAGUCCCGGGUUGCUAUUCUUAAGGCCAACCUGAGGAAAUCACCAGUUGCUAAGGAUGUUGACCUGGAUUUCCUAGCUAAGAUGACCAAUGGCUUUUCGGGGGCUGACCUGACAGAAAUUUGCCAGCGUGCCUGCAAACUGGCCAUCCGAGAGUCCAUUGAGAGUGAGAUCAGGCGAGAACGUGAGAGGCAGACCAACCCUUCUGCCAUGGAGGUGGAGGAGGAUGACCCGGUUCCUGAGAUACGCAGGGAUCACUUUGAGGAGGCCAUGCGCUUUGCUCGCCGCUCUGUCAGUGAUAAUGAUAUCAGGAAAUACGAGAUGUUUGCACAGACUCUACAGCAGAGCCGCGGCUUUGGCAGCUUCAGGUUCCCAUCAGGUAACCAGGGAGGCGCUGGGCCGAGCCAAGGCACAGGAGGUGGCAGCGGGGGCAAUGUGUACAGUGAAGACAACGAUGAUGAUCUCUAUGGUUAACUCGCUGUCCUCAGUGGACCAAACUCCAAAUCAGGCCACGUUGUACAGGGAAAAUCCAACGUUAAUGGACUCUCGGCUUCUUCAUUCCUCAGUGAGAACAGUGUAGGUGCACGUCAGACUUUGUACAGGGGAUGUUUUCUGCAAACACAAAUCCAGACCGAUGUUCAGUUGGGAGGCAGACAGUGAAUUAACAAGGAGGGGAUCCUACUUAAUUUCUGAGAAAUUUCUGUUCUAGUUUAUGUGGCAGAAUCAGCAGCUUUAGCAAAGGGUACAACGCUAGCCUGUAUUAAAAAAAAAAAAAGAAAAAAAACUACAAAAAUAAUAAUUAAAAAAAAGAAUAAAAUCCCACAAAACUCUAGCCUCUAGGCUCUGGCAAUUCCUUUAUGUAGUACUGCCACAGCACUGGCAAUACUGCCUUGUAAAUCCCAUGUCUCACUUGCAAUCUUGAACGCUUCUCAGCUGCCUCUCUUGUGUAGCACAGCCAAUAUUUGUGCGUUUUCCUGGAGUGUGUGUAGUUGCUCUUUGAUGCUAAUGGAAGAAAGUGGUUGGGCAGUCUCUCUCCUGUGCCCCAACUUGGAAGUAAGCACUGAGUUAAAUGGCAGGUAUCUGGUGUUGCUUCUCCAGUGCUGGCUGUGAGCUGUUGGGUCUCUUGCUGCUUUGGCUUUUGUGCAGCAAAGGACUCCCUGAGGAAUCCUCUUCUCAUCAGCCCUGCUUGAAGAUGGUCACAGAAGGGUUCCUGGGCUGUUCCUGAGCUUAUGAUGCAGGAUAACCCAAAUGUGGUUAGGGAAUGGGAGCUUCCUCUGAUGCUGUAGCAGCAGUUUUCGUAAGACUCUGCAAGGAGACUUCCACCUUUGUGGAAACAAUCCCUGUGUCCCUUUGGGCUUCUGAUGAAAGGUUUGGUUCUUUGCUGUGAGCCUGCUUUUUGUUGUGAUUCCAUGCAGUCUCAGUAGUCAGAUUUUGAUCCACUUCUUGUGCUUUUUUUUUUUUUCCCUUUCACAUCCUGAUCCUUGCUUUAUUUUCUAUUAACUGAAAAAUGUGCUUCUGCUGCGCUUAUUUCACAUAAGAGAAGCCCUCCCUGGGCUUGGCAGCUGGUUCCUGCUCUGUCUGCGUGCUCCCUUGCUCAUCUAUGGCUGGAGCCCACGGCUGUGCCUUGUCUUUGCAGAUCUGAAAUCAGCACAGGGCAGGGAGAUGCAUGCUCUUAGGUUGAACUGUCGCAGCAAUUUCCUGUGGCUAAUUUGAUUCUCCUUACCUAACUUGAAUGUGCGGCUUUGGCCACCAAAUGGUAGGUAGGUAUCUUUCACCAGCCAUCUGCAUUGUCCAGCUUUGGGCUGCAUUUAGCAGUGUGUGGGAUGUUACAAAUGGGAUUACCUGUUGCACUCACCCAAAAGAGCAGUGCACCAGGCUGUAUGUGAUCCAGCUCUCAACUGAAGAGUGCUUGGCGUUUUGGCUGUCAGAUUCACAGAAGAGCUGUGUGCUCAGCUACUCAGGGCUAGCAGGAAUGGGAUUUUUGUAGAGAUAAGUAGAGACUGUGCUGGAAUGAACAGUGAAGGUGCCCACAGGGUUGCUGGGGAGACUCCAGGGCAUUUUGGCUCCAAAAGCUGCCACAUUUAGAAGAACUCCGUCAGAUCACCUGGACUUAAAGGGAAGGAAAUGAGGAGUGAGGGGAAUCCCAGUGUGGCAGAAUGAUGGGGCUAUCCAGGAGAAAAGGGGGGCUGGGGAAAAACGCACCAAAACUGAGAACACUGCUUAAAUAGCACAACGACCUGCUGCUGGCUGCAGGAGGAGGCCGGGGGAGCCCCUGGGAGGCUGGGCAGCGCCUGCUCAGGUGGUCUGACCUAGUUCAGAGACCCAUUCCAGCACAGUGCCUGGCUGUCCUUGCACCACCCGCGUUCAAUGCCGUCAGGACAGCACUGCCAGCUCGUGGGGAUGUGCUGCUGCUUGGGGAAGUGUGCUAUCUGC